AUGCAGAUGCCCUCCCUACGUUGCCAGUGGGGCCAACGGCGAAAAAUCAACUACGAGGAAAACAACAGAAAACAGUUUUCAAUUCUAAGCGACUUAUUUGACGGGAGUGGUGAAAUACUAUACAACCACACGGGGAUGGAAGAAAGCAGAGAACAACAUAUUCGGCCACAACCAAGCAACCACAGAAUGAAGUUUUCUCUGUACAAUGAGACAAUAGCAACUGUGCCUGCCUACUUCAAUGAUGUUCAAAGUGAAGCCACAAAGGUUGCUAGAUGUAUUAUUGGUCUUUUUGAAGAACUGAAUAUGGAUGUGUUCAGCACAAUUGUGACUCUAGUACAGUACAUAAUAUUUACAAAGUUCAACUAUUGGUCAAAGCAUUCUUCGGUUACAAAAAAUCCUUUUCGGGGUAUUAAUUCUGAACAAGCGGUUAAGUAUAAGGCUGCUAUGCAAGCUGUUGUCCUCUCUGAUUUACAAGAUGUCUGCGUGUGCCUGGAUGGUAAAUCUCAGGAACUUGGUAUUGAGACCAUAGGUGCUGUAAUGAUAAAACUCAUCCAAAGGAAUACAGAUAUUUCUACAAAGAAAUCUGAAAUCUUCUCGACUAUCUCUGACAAUCGGCACACUACGACCAUUCAGACUGAUGACAAAGGUCGUUCCAUGAGACAAGAGAAUCAUUUAUUUGGAAAAGUUGAAGUGACGUUUGGAACAGAUGCCAACGAAGGAGCUAAGCAUUUACAUCAAGAAAACGAUUUUGUUGAUGAUGAAUGUAGCAGCAGUAGACAUAAAUCAUUUAAUGGAAGACGUUAUAAAAAGCGCCCGCAACAUGGAUUCGCUCCUGGGACCGGCGAGGGCCUUCCUGGUCGUGGGCCAGAUCUGUGGCCUGGCGCCAUACUGGCUUUCAAGCGAUGGAUUCGAUCUGCACGUGCGCAAGUUCUUCUUCUUGCAACUAUACUCUUGCGCGGUUCUACUGGGACUGCUCAUGUAUUGCAUUCAGUUUUAUAUCGAGUACUUCAUGUUGCCCAAGAUGUAUUACACCGUCUUCGUGCCACAGACAAUGUUGACGCGGCGACGUGCUUGGCGCAGGUGGCGGUGCUGAUGUUCCUGUCGGCCGCGGGGGCGGUGUGGGCGGCCCUGACGCGCCACGCGGGCGCCGCCGCCGCCUUCGUCGCCAAGGCGUCCGCCUGCCACCGCCUCGUGCCCUUCGCCCGAGGGCCCUUUGAGGCGCGCGCAUACACCGCCCUCGUCUUGCAGGGCCCGCGUUUGCAGCUGGUCCACCUGGCGCCCGGGUGCGCGGCCGUGGCGGUCGCGCUCCUGGCGGCCGGCCACUACUACCCGCUGCUGCUGGCGGGCUUCCUGCUGCGCGCCUUCGGGGAGCUGGCCAAGUUCGCGCUGCUCAACGCCGUGCUGGUGGUCCGCGCGGCGGCCGACGCGCUCCACGCCGCCAUGGGCGAGCUCUACCUGCGGCGCCUGCGCGGCGACAAGGAGCGGAUGUUCACGGUGCGCGGCAACCCCGGUGAACCGGAGGACGAGGUCUUGGUGUUCCAGGAGGUGUACCUGACGCUCUGCGAGAUGGCCGAUGUGCUGAACGACGCCUUCGGGACGCAGAUGGUCAUUGAGCUCUUGUACCUGUUCGUAAGCUUCACCUGGUGCCUGUUCAUGUUCGUGACAACGGUGUUUGGAAACAACAAGGAGGACAUUCCCAGCGCCAUGGCGUGGUCCCUGCUGGCUCUGGGGUCCUGGGACAUGGCGGCCCUUGUGGCCCUCACAUCGGCGGUGGGCAACAGAUAA
Gryllus bimaculatus (two-spotted cricket) is the source of this 1785-nucleotide messenger RNA. The record is from the annotation of a GenBank genome assembly. Lineage: Eukaryota; Metazoa; Arthropoda; Insecta; Orthoptera; Gryllidae.